Molecule: messenger RNA, 2252 nt
Organism: Chelonoidis abingdonii (Abingdon island giant tortoise)
Lineage: Eukaryota; Metazoa; Chordata; Testudines; Testudinidae
Gene: GLT8D1
Product: glycosyltransferase 8 domain containing 1
Cellular component (GO): Golgi apparatus
Molecular function (GO): glycosyltransferase activity
Source: RefSeq, a predicted model, not a curated record
CCGGCUCCGCUGCGGCCUGCGCGACGGUCGGCUGCGUCUCCAUGGCAACAGUUAACAGCGCUCCAGGACCUGGGGUGCGGGGUCCUCAGCGCAGAGGUGUGCCUAGCACACUGCCGGACUCAACGUGCGGCGGGUGGGCUGUUUCCCUUCGCUUCAAGCUCGGGUUUGAGGAUAACCCUGUGAUGUGCUAGGUCUAACGUGCCUUCCUAUAUAAUAUUGGGGCGCACAGUUCCUGUUGUGUAAUCAGGCGGCGCGGUGCAUACCCGAGGCCGGCCAACCGCUGACAGCCGCCUGCUGCUGCGGCUAGCGCCGUGUUGUGUUGAGCUGGCACUUGGCUCUGGGCUGCCUGGCGGCGGGGAGCGGGAGUGCGAGGAGCCCGGCUCCCUGGACACGCAGGUUUGUAAAGAGGCUUCACUUAUAAACAAAGACACAAGGGAAAAAUGACAUUCAGAAAAGUGAACAUUGCCAUCCUUGUACUUGCUAUUGUUAUAUUUUUAUUAGUUCUGCAUCACAACCUUCUAGGUCUCAGUGACUUUUUGAAACAAGAUGUAGCAGAUUCAAGUCCAUUAGGACUCCAGCCUAUAGAUUUCAUACCCGAGGCUCCUCAAAGGCUGACUGAGGAAAGCAAUGAUCAGGAAAUUCCUGUGGUCAUUACAGCAUCGGAUGACAGGCUUGGAGGUGUAAUUGCAGCCAUGAACAGCAUUUACCAUAACACUAAAUCCAACGUAGUAUUCCAUAUUGUCACUCUAAAUGAUACAGUGGACCAUUUGAGGGCGUGGCUGAGUAAAACUGCUCUGAAAAACGUGAAAUACCGAAUUUUGGAUUUCGACCCUCGUAUUUUGGAAGGGAAAGUGAAAUUGGAUUCUGAACAGGCAGACUCCAUAAAACCAUUAACCUUUGCAAGAUUCUACUUACCUAUGUUCGUUCCUCAUGCAGAGAAGGCUAUAUACAUGGAUGAUGAUGUAAUAGUGCAAGAUGAUAUCCUUGAACUUCACAACACACCACUGAAACCUGGCCAUGCAGCUGCAUUUGCAGAUGACUGUGACUCAACCUCUAAUAAAUUUGCCAUCCGUGGAGCAGGGAAUCAGUACAAUUAUAUUGGAUUUUUAGACUAUAAGAAACAAACAAUCCGGAAGCUCGCCAUGAAAGCCAGCACCUGCUCUUUCAAUCCAGGGAUCAUUGUUGCUAAUCUAACAGAAUGGAAACUACAGAACAUCACUAAGCAAUUGGAGAAAUGGAUGACACUUAAUGUAGUAGAGGACUUAUACAGCAGAACUCUGGCAGGUAACAUUGCCACACCACCACUGCUAAUUGUAUUUUACAAGCAACAUUCUAAUAUUGAUCCCAUGUGGAACGUCCGACAUCUUGGCUCUAGCACUGGAAAAAGGUAUUCUCCUCAGUUUGUGAAAGCUGCCAAGUUGCUCCAUUGGAAUGGACAUUUCAAACCCUGGGGAAGAACAGCUUCUUAUGCUGAUAUCUGGGAGAAGUGGUACAUUCCGGAUCCUACUGGCAAGUUCAGCCUGAUCCGCAGACACUCUGAGAUCCACGAGUCCAAGUGAAAUGGAUUUUAUAAACUAUUGUCAUUUUCUCAGGAAACUCUUGGAGACAGCAAUGUUUCUUUCAGCUGAUUUGUAUUACAGAGCAGUCUCUCUGCUUCUCUGGAGCACAGGGGAAAGUACAUUUUCAGGUGACAUGAUCAACUGUACCAAACUGCAUCCCUGCAGAAGAGACUUAUUUCAAAUAUGAUUGGGGAAACAGUCCAGCCGCACUAUGAAGAGUGGAGAAACACCUACAUGAACUAGCGUUUUUGCUAGGUAAUUCCUUUUAAUUACAUUCUUCCAGUCCAGUGCAAGUCUUCUGUUUGAUAUUUUGCAAGCUACAGAAAUAGAUGUCUCUUGUUUGUAGGAACAGCUUUUGGGUCGCAGCCACACGCGAAUCUUGCACACCAAUUUUAUUAUAAUCAAAAGCUGCUACUGGUUUCUUAGUAUCUUAUCUUAUCCUCUGAUAUAUGGAGCUUUAUAAAAGGCACUUUCUCUUGCAUGAAGACCUACUCACCAUUUAUAUUUAACCCUUUCUUGCACUGUCUCAGUGUGUGUAUGAUCUUAAUUUUUAUUUUUCAAAGGCGACUUCAAUUGUUAUUUCACUGAGAAUUUUUUUAAUGUGAUUGCCACUCAACACAAACUGUUUUUAAAGGUGUGGAAUAAACUAAACUUGGUUAAAAAAAUAAAAUGAUUUAAGGUUAAUUGUUCAAG